Pocillopora damicornis (cauliflower coral) is the source of this 1316-nucleotide messenger RNA. Its product is annotated as calumenin-B. Gene Ontology annotation, molecular function: calcium ion binding. The record is from RefSeq and is a predicted model, not a curated record. NCBI's taxonomy places the organism in Eukaryota, Metazoa, Cnidaria, Anthozoa, Scleractinia, Pocilloporidae. Gene Ontology annotation, cellular component: endoplasmic reticulum.
GAGAAACGUGGCUUUACACGAAACGAUAUCAGGUGCCUUUAAAUUCAAGAACUCUCAGAAAAAAUUCAUCGUUUGUUGGUCCGUCUGUCAGUUCAGCUCGUGUAAUUUUGUUGCGUUCGUGCGAUUGAAAAUGCUCCGAGGUCUCAGCAUUGUGGGUUUCGUUUCGCUCUGUGUAUGCGCCCUGAGUGUGUCGGCCACUAAACUGUUUUACCCGCCUUUAGCCAGAGUAUCGGAUGAAGACCAUUACAAAAAGGGGGAACAUAAUCUUGAAUACGACCAUGAAGCUUUUCUCGGCCGAGCACUAUCUUCGGAAUCGAGCAAACUACCUGUUGACGAAGUGAUGGAAAAACUUUCGGAACUGUUCCCCAAAAUAGAUGUCGAUAACGACAAGAAAAUCUCAAUUCCUGAGCUGUAUGGAUGGAUUGAACAGCACAUGAAAAAACAUGUGUUGCGCCAGGCUGAUCUAAAAAUGCAGGAUAUGGAUUCGAACAACGACGGCAAGAUAUCAUGGGAAGAGUACAGGGAGACCCAGUACCCUUCGUCCACAGAAAAAGGCCUCAAAGAGAAAGGUCUUGGGGAAUUCAAGAUAUUAGUCUCACGUGAAAAGAAGCGAUUUGAUUUUGCUGACACAGACAACGAUAAAGUACUGUCCCGUGAAGAAUUGUCAUUUCUCCUCCAUCCCGAGGAGUCCAAAAGGAUGACUUCGUACUUCGUUGAGGAAAGUUUGGACAUCUUUGACACAGACAAGGACGGAAAAAUAUCCGUUGACGAAUACCUUGGGGAUGAAGUGAACAGGCUUUCUAAGUCAAAGCUUGAUGUGCUCAAAAAAAGUUUUAAUAAAGAACUAGACUUGAACAAGGAUGGAUUUCUUGACAGGAACGAGAUUCGAGAAUGGAUCUUUCCCGGCGCGCAUGAGGAUCCUAUAUUAGUCGAGGCAAAACAUCUUAUGAAGGCAGGCGAUGACGACAAGGAUACUUUCUUGACAGAAGAUGAACUUAUAAAGCACUAUGAUAUUUUUGCUGGAAGUCGAGUAACUAGCUACGGAGAUCUCCUUAAAGAUGAAUUAUGAAACAGAUUCAAUGUAGCGACCCCAUCGGAUUGUAGAUUGUAAUUUUUUUGGUUUCUCGCGAUAUUGCGCUGAUCAACUACCGCAUUAGAAUAAUAUGCACUGUUGAUCUGUGACCUUGUAGAAUCAUCAUUAUCUCUAAACAUAUAUUAUCGUAUCCUCGUUUUUCCUACAUCCUUCAUCUGUUGUUUGUCCUUUAUAUCGUGUGUUAGGAAAAACUUGAAAUAAAAAAGAGAGAACUAGGCGUCAA